This is a messenger RNA of Otolemur garnettii (small-eared galago), 1779 nucleotides long. Its product is annotated as protocadherin beta-5-like. The record is from RefSeq and is a predicted model, not a curated record. Gene Ontology annotation, molecular function: calcium ion binding. Lineage: Eukaryota; Metazoa; Chordata; Mammalia; Primates; Galagidae. Bases 1 to 1779 code for a protein of 592 amino acids. Gene Ontology annotation, biological process: homophilic cell-cell adhesion. Gene Ontology annotation, cellular component: plasma membrane. The transcript is spliced from 2 exons.
AUGGAGGCUGAAAAGGAGCGCUUUCCUAGACUAAGGCAAGUUCUGCUUCUCUUUGUUAUGCUGUCUCAGACUUGGGCGGAGCAGAAAGCUUAUACUGUAGCGGAAGAAAUGGAGAGCGGUUCUUUUGUGGCCAAUCUAGCAAAGGACCUAGGGCUAGGAAUAAGAGAGUUGUCCUGGCGGAAGGCUCAGGUAAUUUUUAACAAUAAUAAAAAACAUUUUCAGCUGAACCUUCAAACUGGCGAUCUGCAAGUCAAUGAAAGACUCGAUCGGGAAGAACUAUGUGGCUCCACUGAGCCUUGUGUGCUGCAUUUCCAGGUGUUACUGAAAGAACCUUUGGAGGUGUAUAGGUUUAAACUUUUCGUCAGUGACAUAAAUGACAAUUCCCCUGUGUUCCCAGAGGCAGAAAUGAUUUUGAAAAUCAUGGAAAAUACUCCUCCAGGAACUGUGUUUCCCUUGAAAAAUGCACAAGACUUAGAUGUAGGCGUUAAUAACAUUCAAAACUACACGAUCUACCCCAGCUCCCAUUUCCAUGUUCUCACCCGCAAUGAUGGUGAAGGCAGAAAAUACCCUGAACUAGUUCUGGACAAAGCCCUCGAUAGAGAAGAGCAGUCUGAGCUCAGGUUAACUCUCACAGCAGUGGACGGUGGAGCUCCUCCCAAAAGUGGGACCGCCCUGGUCCUCAUUGAUAUCUUGGAUAUCAAUGACAAUGCCCCUGAGUUUGCCCAGCCACUCUAUCAAGUUCAGAUAUCAGAAAAUAGUCCGCUGGAAUCCGUUGUUGCCACUGUUUCCGCUAGAGAUUUAGACAUGGGAAUAAAUGGCAAAAUAUUUUACUCGUUUUUUUAUAAUGAUGAAGAGAUCUCCAAGACAUUUGCACUUAAUGAACUAACAGGAGAAAUUAAACUAAUUAGGAAAUUAGAUUUUGAAAAAAUUGUGUCAUAUAAGGUGGAUAUUAAAGCCUCUGAUGGGAAAGGUCUUUCAGGAAAAUGCACUGUCCUGAUACAGGUGGUGGAUAUCAACGAUAACGCCCCAGAACUGACCAUAGUAUCGGUCCUAAACCCCAUCCCUGAAAAUUCCCCUGAGACCACGGUAGCUCUUUUUAGUAUUCAAGAUCCAGACUCUGGGGAAAAUGGAAGGAUGAUUUGCUCAAUUCAGCAUGAUGUUCCCUUCAUGCUGGAACCUUCAGUUGAGAAUUUCUACAGGCUGGUAACAGAGGGAGCGCUAGACAGAGAACUUAGAGCUGAGUAUAAUAUCACCAUCACAGUCACUGACUUAGGAACACCUAGGCUGAAAACUGAACAAAACAUAACAGUGCUGGUCUCCGAUGUCAAUGACAACGCCCCCGCCUUCACCCAAACCUCCUACACCCUGUUCGUCCGCGAAAACAACAGCCCCGCCCUGCACAUAGGCACCAUCAGCCUCACCGUCUACUUGGUCAUCGCCUUGGCCUCGGUGUCGUCGCUCUUCCUGUUCUCGGUGGUGCUGUUCGUGGCGGUGAGGCUGUGCAGGAGGAACAGGGCAGCAUCUGCGGGUCUCUGCUCUGUGCCUGAGGGCCACUUUCUGGGCAACCUGGCGGACCUCAGAGGCACCAGAACUCUGUCCCAGAGCUACCAGUAUGAGGUUUGUCUGACAGGCGAUCAGGGGACCAGCGAAUUCAAGUUUCUGAAGUCUGUUACACCCAACCAUCACGGUGCUGUGAAUGAGGUGGAGGAAAAAUCCAACUUUGUAAAUGGUUUUGGAUUUGAUUUGAAAUCUUUUGACUUUUCAGAGCAUUCAGGAUAA